This is a messenger RNA of Melanotaenia boesemani (Boeseman's rainbowfish), 951 nucleotides long. Its product is annotated as E3 SUMO-protein ligase ZBED1-like. Gene Ontology annotation, molecular function: protein dimerization activity. The transcript is spliced from 2 exons. The coding region runs from base 1 to 951 and encodes 316 amino acids. The record is from RefSeq and is a predicted model, not a curated record. NCBI's taxonomy places the organism in Eukaryota, Metazoa, Chordata, Actinopteri, Atheriniformes, Melanotaeniidae.
AUGCUCGCGCGCUACCUGGAGCAACAAGCAGCUGUCUCAGCAGCGCUGAGCUGCGCAGAAAUCCGAAGGAAUGCGAGAGAAAUCGACACUCUGGAUAACGCUGAUAUAUCCGAUGUAGAAGACAUAGUAAAACUGCUUAAGCCACUGAAGACCGCCACAACAGUUCUUUGUGAUGAAAAAGAGCCCACUGUUUCACUUAUAAUGCCACUUAAGCACAUGAUCGAGCAAAGCAUGUCACCAGAUGAAAAUGACACACAGACCAUCGCCAGCAUGAAAAGCGCCAUCCUACUUGACAUCACGGGCCGUUACUCUGGGGACUGUAAUGACAUGUUGCAGGAGUGCGCAGCGCUUGACCCACGAUUCCGAAGCCUCUCCCACCUGAAUGAUGAACAACGUGAGUCCGUCUAUGCGAGGAUACGGGAAAAAGCUUCAGGACUUCAUGUGCAACGCAACAAGACCAGUGACACUGAUGAAAAAACUAGGGCCAGUGCUUCAACAUCAGGGUCUGCAGCAGAGCGGGUCUUUGUCAUGGCUGAGGCAGCACAGGGAGCAGAGCAGAGCCAGGAAGAGCCAGUAGAACAAGAAAGGCAGAUGCAGGACGUGAUCCAGCCUCCCCCACCAAAGAAGACAGCGCUAGAAGAUCUCCUUGGGAGCUCCUACACCACUGUUGAGGCAGUGCAGUCCAGCAGAGGGAUUGAAAUGGAGAUACUCUCCUACAGAAAUGGGAUUCCUAUCCCACUUAACAGUAGUCCACUUGAGUGGUGGAAAGUGAAUGCAUAUGCUUACCCCAUACUUGCCCCUUUUGCCAAAGCCUACCUUUGCAUUCCUGCUACAUCAGUGCCCAGCGAGCGUGUCUUUUCUACAGCAGGAGACAUUGUGUCUGCUCAAAGAUCACUGAUUACACCAGAACAUGUUGAUAUGUUAGUUUUUCUGAAGAAGAACCAGUGCUAG